Messenger RNA from Amaranthus tricolor (Joseph's coat), 2536 nucleotides. Its product is annotated as actin-related protein 8. NCBI's taxonomy places the organism in Eukaryota, Viridiplantae, Streptophyta, Magnoliopsida, Caryophyllales, Amaranthaceae. Bases 265 to 1719 code for a protein of 484 amino acids. The transcript has 12 exons. Gene Ontology annotation, molecular function: protein binding. The record is from RefSeq and is a predicted model, not a curated record.
UUUUCCACUUUGAACGGCUCUAGUGACGAGUGGCGAUUGGCUAAUGUCGACUGACUAAUGGUAGUCAAAAAAUUUGACGUUGAGUUUGCGUAACCCAUCAAAACAAAACAAGUUAGUUGAAUCUCUACAGUAUCUUUGUAGACUAGAGAAUUAUUUCAGUCAAAAUUCGUAAAAUAAAUUUGAUGGGUUGACUCAAUUUCCCUACAGGUAUCAAAUUCAAAGGAAUGAUCAAUCGAUGAUCUUCCCGAUAGACUAUCAACAAAGAUGUUGCUCAAGAAGGUUUGGGAAUCUGUACUUUCAACCUCAACUUCAGGAAGAUUGAGCAGCGGCAGUAGAUGGUCUAAUAACAACAGUAACAAUAACAUCAUCAGUAGCAGUACCGGGGAUUUUGAUAGAAUUCCAGAUGAAAUUUUGGGUUUGAUUUUUAGAAAAUUGGGUCCUAAAGAGUCUGCUAAACUCUGCCUUGUUUGUAAAACAUGGAGAAAUAUUGUAAUUUCGGAUAAUAGGCUUUGGAUUCAUUUCUUUAAGACUACCCAGCUUAAUUUCUGGGAUUGGGAUUCCAUUGUUUUUUCUGAAACUCUUUUGAAUUCUAAUCCUAAUCCUGAUUCUGCUGUUUUUUACUCUCAACCUGCUGUUCAUGAUCAUCAGUUGUCGCUCAUCAAUAUUUAUGGCCUACGAGCUAAAGUUCCGGGUGCUCUUAUUGUUGAUGGUGGUUCUGGUUACUGCAAGUUUGGGUGGAGCAAGUAUCCACGACCAUCAGGAAGAUCCGCGACCUUUUUGGAAUUUGGUAAUAUUGAAGCCCCUAUGUAUUCCAGGCUUCGUCAUUUUUACUCCACUAUUUAUACCAGGAUGCAGGUGAAAUCUACUAGUCAACCCAUCGUUGUUUCCAUUCCUAUCUGUCAUUAUGAUGACACAGAAUCUGCCAAAGCAUCUAGAAGGCAGUUAAAAGGAGCAAUAUAUUCAGCGCUUUUUGACAUGAACGUGCCUGUUGUUUGUGCAAUUAGUCAGGCUACAUUAGCAUUGUAUGCUGCAAGAAGAACUUCAGGGAUAGUGGUUAACAUCGGUUUCCACCAAACAUCUGUUGUGCCAAUUCUUCAUGGAAAAGUAAUGCGGAAAGUGGGAAUUGAAGUUGUUGGCAUGGGGGCUUUAAAACUUACUGGUUUUCUUAGAGAACAGAUGCAGCAACAGAACAUUUCUUUUGAGUCCUUAUACACUGUUCGUGAACUAAAGGAGAAUCUUUGCUAUGUGGCUCUUGAUUAUGAUGCUGAAUUCUAUAAAGAUUCACUACAGUCCUAUGAAGUUCCAAGGGAGGGUGUGUUUACGCUGUCUAAAGAGCGCUUUCUAACUGGAGAGAUCUUAUUUCAGCCCCGAAUUGCUGGAGUACGUGCGAUGGGAUUGCAUCAGGCAGUUGCACUCUGUAUGGACCAUUGCUAUGCUGCUGAACUGAUGAGUGACGAUAAUUGGUUCAAGACGGUGGUUUUAUGUGGAGGAUCUGCUUGCUUACCGGGACUUGCUGAAAGGCUAGAAAAGGAACUACGUGAGCUUCUUCCUCUAUACUUAUCAACUGGAAUUAGAGUAAUUCCUCCACCUUAUGGUCUAGAUUCUGCCUGGCAUGGGGCAAGGCUUAUAAGCAAUCUGAGCACCUUUCCAGGAGCAUGGUGCAUGACAAAAAAACAAAUGAAGCAGAAGUUGCGGAAGAACCGAUUAGUGUUAGGAUGACAUCAAGAUUAACUUCAGUGAAGCUGCCUCAUGUUUCUCGUCAUGCAUGAGCUACUUGCUACUUGCUACUUGCUACUUGUGUCUUAUGGAUCAGUUUGCUCAUUUCAAUUCUACAAAUGGUGUGUAUUAUAAUUAUAAGUUAUGACCUUAAAUUAUACCAUGUCUAUAUGGAUGCAUUAAUGCGUACAAUAAGAACAGGCACAUCCACAUGUAAUUUAUGAAAUAAUAUGAAUCAUAGAAUUAAUAAGAUCGUUCUUACAACAAAGAUUUACAGAUCUCAGAAAAGGGAUAUGCCGCAGAGAAACAAAAGAGCGAAAGAAAAGAGGCAGAGUUGAGCUACAAUUGGAGCUGGAGCAGCAGAGGGAGUGGGAGCAGGAAUGACAGCGGACUGAGCCUCGGUACACUCGAGACCACGUUUACUGUCACGACACUCAUUGGCGAAAAGACCUGGGGGAUAAUGGCCGUUGAGGUUGAUAUAACUGAACAUGGUGGUGGCACAAUUGUUGGUUUGAUCGUUCAAUUGAACAGCAUAAGGGCAUGCUAAAUCCUUGAAAGCUUCACAGCAGAUUUUGGGAGGAUAUCUGGGUCCUUUGCAUCUGCUGGUGAUGAUUGUGUAGUUCAAGUUCUCAAAAUUGACCGGGCAUCCUGCAACCAACCAAGGAAUCUCUAUUACUCUGUCAUAAACACUAUCACUAUUCACUGUACAAACUACUAAGAAUGACUAAUCUUUUGCUCUCUAACACUCACAUAGUCACAUAACAUCCGCCACUCACCAGCACUCCCAAUUCUCAAAUUAAGAAUCUUGAAUUUCUGCCCA